Messenger RNA from Diutina rugosa, 1716 nucleotides. It is a transcript of the gene HIS7, whose product is annotated as imidazoleglycerol-phosphate synthase. The record is from RefSeq and is a predicted model, not a curated record. Bases 1 to 1716 code for a protein of 571 amino acids. The transcript has a single exon. Gene Ontology annotation, biological process: L-histidine biosynthetic process. Gene Ontology annotation, molecular function: oxo-acid-lyase activity; imidazoleglycerol-phosphate synthase activity. NCBI's taxonomy places the organism in Eukaryota, Fungi, Ascomycota, Pichiomycetes, Serinales, Debaryomycetaceae.
AUGACGACGAUUUAUGUGGUAGACGUGGAACUGGGGAACCUCCAGUCGCUCGCCAACGCCAUCGACCAAGUGGCCCCCGGCGCUAACGUCGUGUUCAUCCGCAACGCCGCCGAUUUCCAACAACACAAUGCCAAUAUCGAGACCCUUUUGCUCCCAGGGGUCGGCAAUUAUGGUCACUUUGUCAAGCAAGUCACCGAGAGAGGCUUGGCUACGCCGGUGCUUGAAUAUAUCGCCCUGGGCCGGCGCAUCAUGGGGAUCUGUGUUGGGUUACAAGUGCUCAUGAAGUUCUCGGAGGAGGCUCCCGGCCAACAAGGGUUGGGUCUCUUGGACAUGAAGCUUGCCAAAUUCACCACCGAAGACCCUAUUUUCACUAAAGUGGGCCAAAAGAAGGCCGUCCCAGAAAUUGGCUGGAACUCCGUGGCUCAAUUUUCUGGUGAUACCACUCACCUUUACGGGAUUAAUUCGAGCAACAAGUACUACUACGUCCACUCUUAUGCGGCGAUUGUUGACUCCCAGAAGGAACAGAUUACUGCUGAAGAAGCUAACGGCUGGACUUUUGCUUUCACCAACUACGGUUCCGAAAGAUUUGUGGCGGCGGUGGCUCGUAAAAACGUGUUUGCCACCCAGUUCCACCCGGAGAAGUCCGGUAAGGCUGGUUUGGCUGUGCUCAAAGCGUUUUUACAAGGACAACCUGAUGCCCAGGGGGCUCCUCUGACGAUGCUGUCGUCCGCUGCCACUGAAACUACCCUCUCCGGGUUGCUGCGGCGGAUCAUCGCCUGUCUUGAUGUUAGACUGAACGACCAAGGCGAUCUCGUCGUCACUAAAGGUGACCAGUACGACGUCAGAGAAAAAGACGAUAAUGCUAAUGUGCGUAACUUAGGUAAGCCUGUGGAGCUUGCCACCCGCUACUAUAACCAAGGGGCCGACGAAAUCACGUUUUUGAACAUCACUUCGUUCCGCAACGACCCGUUGAAGGACCAGCCGAUGCUUGAAGUGCUUAAACAAGCGGCGAAGACGAUCUUCGUUCCCUUGACUGUGGGUGGGGGCAUUAAGGAUUUGACUGAAGCUGACGGUACCGUUGUUCCUGCUCUGAAAGUGGCGGCGGCCUACUUCUUGGCCGGUGCCGAUAAGGUACUGAUUGGUCUGGACGCUGUUGCCAUCGCCGAAGCCUGGUACGCUAAUGGUAAACAGGGUACUGGUAAGUCGUCUAUUGAAACGAUUUCCGCCACUUUUGGUGUUCAAGCGGUGGUGAUCUCCGUCGACCCUAAGCGGAAAUACAUCGCCGACCCGCUGCAAACCACCCAAGAAGUGAUUAAGAUCGAAGACCCUGCUCGUUACGGUCCUCAAGGUGAACGAUACUGCUACUACCAAGUCACUUCCCAAGGUGGUCGUAAGACCCACGAAAUGGGGGCGCUCGAACUUUGUGUCGCUUGCGAAGCGUUGGGAGCUGGUGAAAUCCUCUUAAACUCCAUCGACCACGACGGUACCAACCUGGGGUUCAACUUGGAGCUUUUGCACCAAGUCAAGAGCCGGGUGAGCAUCCCCGUCAUCGCGCUGAGUGGUGCCGGUAACCCUGGCCACUUCAAGCAAGUGUUUGACUUGGAGUGUGGCGUCGACGCCGCCUUGGGUGCCGGGUUGUUCCACCGGGGCGAAUACACUGUUAACGACGUCAAGGCCCACUUGCGUGAACAAGGCAUGGACGUUCGUUUAGAAUGA